Molecule: messenger RNA, 1910 nt
Organism: Psammomys obesus (fat sand rat)
Lineage: Eukaryota; Metazoa; Chordata; Mammalia; Rodentia; Muridae
Gene: Isca1
Product: iron-sulfur cluster assembly 1
Exons: 4
Coding region: 98-487 (129 amino acids)
Biological process (GO): iron-sulfur cluster assembly
Cellular component (GO): mitochondrion; cytoplasm
Molecular function (GO): 2 iron, 2 sulfur cluster binding
Source: RefSeq, a predicted model, not a curated record
GCGCAGAAGCUUGUGGCGUCAAAGCGCCCGCCGUGUCCAUGGAGAGAGGCUGAGGUCCCACGCUCCAGCCCGAGGCUGCGGGCACCGCGACGUGGACAUGUCGGCGUCGUUGGUCCGCGCCACCGUGCGGGCCGUGAGCAAGAGGAAGCUGCAGCCCACGCGGGCGGCGCUCACGCUGACCCCCUCAGCUGUGAACAAGAUAAAACAGCUUCUUAAAGACAAGCCAGAGCAUGUGGGUCUGAAAGUCGGCGUGCGAACCAGGGGCUGUAACGGCCUAUCUUACAGCCUGGAGUAUACAAAGACAAAGGGAGAUUCUGAUGAAGAAGUUAUUCAGGAUGGAGUCAGAGUGUUCAUUGAAAAGAAAGCACAGCUAACACUUUUAGGAACAGAAAUGGACUAUGUGGAGGACAAACUCUCCAGUGAGUUUGUUUUCAAUAACCCCAACAUCAAAGGAACCUGCGGCUGUGGUGAGAGCUUUAACAUUUGACACCUCAGGACUCCAAGCUCCAGGAGAGCCGGGAUCUACCUUGGAGCUUACUGAAGAAAUCAUGUGACUGUCACGUGCUCAGAAUUUAUAAUGCGUGGCUGCCUUGUGGGGAAAAAGAAAGUGAUGCAUUUGGAAACCAAGCCAGCAUGUUAAAAGAGUCCCGAAAGCAUGGAAUGUAUUAUCUGUAAGGCACAAAAACUGAGAAGCCGUUGGUUUGGGUCACUCUCUGUCCUGUGCAGAAAACUCCUGCCCUGCUCUUAAUGCUGUAGCGUGCUUUGCCCUAGAACCAGCUUCGUGGCCAUUGCUUUGCUGGGGAUUGAGGAAUAGAAUGGGAUGACAGAUGUGCACCCGUAGAUCGCAGUGAAUGGCUUGAGUCUGUCUCCUGGGCCCUUUCUCAACCUUUGCCAACUCCCAAUCUCAGGCAGGACAACUGUGGGUAACAUGUACUGGUGCCUCGUUUCCCCUCACCUUUGCCAUCGCCUUUUACGUUUUUGCCAAAAAAUGUGAUAAUCAGAUGCCUCAUUUGCCGACCCUACAACAGUUGGAGUUCUGAGUUCUAGUAUCAGAAAGCCUGGUUUCAGUCCAGCCCUUAGGGCAUGCUUCGUGAUGGUUUGCUUAGACCUUUCGAAUAGAAGCUCUUGUGGUAAGCAGCCAGCCAGCUCACUUGGCCCUUAUGUAUGGUGACUAGAUCUCAGCUUUUGUCCACCUCAGUGUCCAUGUUAGAAGAGCUAGCACAGUGCCCCGCUCUCCCUGGCUGCCUCUGCCAGUGUUUUAUGGUACACUCAGUGACGAUGAGUGGCGGCCUGGCUUCCUUGCCUGGUCAGCAUUUGGUAAGUGUUUCUUCUUAAUUUAUAGAGAUUGCAUUAGUUUUCUUUUGGAUGGAAAAGUCUUAUUAAAACUCUCUUGUAUGACUUGCCAUGGUGUUUGUUUGAAACAGUAGUUUCUUCUUACAGAGAAGAGCCUGCAGCAGUGGAGACACUGUCGGAGCACAGGCCCUGCGGAGGAGAACACGGAGACUCUUAGAGUUUCCAGUGUGCGUACACUUUCUGGUUCCUAAGUGAAACUGCUAAGUUUUGUAAUGUUUCUAUCACCAGUUUCUUGAGCCAUGGUUUUGCUGUAUAGUGCAAGUCAGCCUUGAACCCACCACCCUCUUGCUUCAACUUCCUGAGCCGUGUGCUGCCACACAUGAUUGACUUGCGUUGACAUCUUAAGUAGCCCGUGAGUUCUUUUGUGGAAGGCUGAGGUUUUUUUGUGGAAUGUCUGCGCUAUUAGCUAAACUACCACCAAAAUGCGCCAACUCGUAGUUUUAUAUGAAUGUUGAUGCGUUUGUAUCAUAAAUACAAUUGUUAAGACAUCCUUAAUUUGUGCAAUAUUGUAUUUCGAGAUUGAGUUAUCAAUUAAAAAGACAUCUUUGUGACCCUAA